This is a messenger RNA of Paramacrobiotus metropolitanus, 2311 nucleotides long. RefSeq names its product tetratricopeptide repeat protein 30A-like. Lineage: Eukaryota; Metazoa; Tardigrada; Eutardigrada; Parachela; Macrobiotidae. The record is from RefSeq and is a predicted model, not a curated record. The coding region runs from base 165 to 2114 and encodes 649 amino acids. Gene Ontology annotation, cellular component: intraciliary transport particle B; axonemal microtubule. Gene Ontology annotation, biological process: intraciliary transport. The transcript has 12 exons. Gene Ontology annotation, molecular function: intraciliary transport particle B binding; protein binding.
CUCGCACUGCAGCAAGACGACUCUGGCCGGAGGUGGCCCAAAUGAUUGCCGCCAAUUGCUAAAAUUUAACGUUAUGCCUGAAAUUUUUGCAUAAGUACAGCGGCGCCGACCUUCUAAAAGGGAGUACAAAGCGAGAAAAGGAGACGAUUGGAUCAGAAGCAAUCAUGCUUCAUACUCGGGUUCGGGAAGGAGAUUACACUUCUUUCAUCUAUGACUCGAUUGCUGCGGGAAAAUAUGCGGAAGUGGUUGAGUUCUUGCGUCCGAAGGCUGAACUGGCGCCAAUGUCACAAGCGAUCCAUUCCGUUCUCGGUUGGUGCUACGUGGCGCUGCAAGAUUUUGUCAAUGCUGCCGAUGCUUACGAGCGUUUAACGACCAUCAUGCCGGAAAAUACUUCCUACUGGAUUUGUUACGUUCAGUGUCUGGGUAAAGCUGGAUUUCCCAGUGAAGCUAUGAAGAUCUUGAAUUCAAUUUCAUCACGGAUUGAGCCUGUUGUAUUACUGACACUUCGAGCUGCUAUUCGGUUUCAAGAAGAUGAAACCCGAGAGUGUAAAAAUCUCUUGGAGAAAAUAUCCAACAGCACGCCAACUGUGCAUCAUAAUCAGGGUUGUGCUUUCUUUCAAGACAAAGAAUACAGUGAUGCUGCUGCUAAGUUUUCGCAUGCCCUCGCUCUGGGUGGAUUUCGCGCAAAAACCGCAUAUGCACUGGCUGUGUGCUACUAUGAAAUGAAUGAUAUACGGCAAGCAGUGAAAUACUGCAACGAUGUCAUCGGGAAAGCCUUGUCCAAUAACCCAGAACUGGCACCGCAACCACGAGUUGAUGGGGAAGCAAUGAAAUUCAUCCGAAAUUCUCCAGCUUUGCAAAGCUCCUUUCUGAUUGAAGCCUACAACUUACGGGCAGCGAUAGAGCAUCGUUCGGGAAAUCUUCUGUUGGCCAAGGAUGAACUGAAGAACAUCCCGAACCGUUACGACGAAGACGUGGAUCUGGUGACCUUACAUAAUAAGGCCAUUUUGGAUAGCGAGGCUGACCCAGAGGAAAGCAUUCAGAUGCUUUCUCACGUUGUGUCCCAGCCAAUUUUUCCGAAGGAAGCGCUGCUAAAUUUGAUAACACUGUAUCUCAAGGAGCAGCACUACGAGGUUGCAGCCGAUUUCAUGGCGGAAAAUAUAGAGAUUUGCUAUACUCAGCUGUCAGAGGAUGCGUACAGUUUUUUCGAAGCGUGUAUUAUUCUGCAAACGUCACCAGAAGAAGCUUACCUGCGUUUCGAACAAUUAAUUUCACGCUACCAAGAUCAGUUACGGAAACUAUCUAACCAAGAGAAGCUGCGCCGGAAGGAAAAUGCACUGGAUAAAGUAAAAGCAGUCGAGAGUGAAUUCGACCAAGUGAUUUUGAAGUUGCAAGCAGCGGUCAUGUCGCAGGCAUUGAUGUACUGGGAGCGGAAAAAUUUCGUACAGGUCGAAAAGCAACUGAAGCGCUGCCAUGAAUUUCUAUCCGACCAAGCGACAUGGCGCACUAAUAUGGCUCACGCUCUUUUUAUGAUGGAGAACUACCAGGAAGCGGCGAAAUUUUAUGAAACCAUCACCAGGAACCAGUUAACGGAUCUGCUUAAGGUUAGUCCUAUUCUUUUGGCCAACCUUUGUGUCUCAUACAUCAUGAUCUCCCGCAACGAGGAAGCGGAAGAUAUACUACGGCGCGUGGAAGAAGCCGAAGAGCGGAAUAAACGCAGUCCAGUGCCGGAUGGUGCUUCCGCCGUGGAAAGCAGUUCCUCGUUGUGCUUAAUUAAUCUGGUUGUUGGAACACUAUACUGCAGCAAAGGAAAUUAUCAGUUUGGUAUCAGCCGCAUAUUGCGCAGCUUUGAGCCAUCGGUAGCACAAAAACUAGAUAAAGAAAGCUGGUCGUAUGCGAAACCCGUCAUUCUAGCGGCACUUCAUAAAAUCUCCCAACAUGAAUUCAACAUUGAGCCGGGUGUCAUCCAGGAGUGCAUCGAAUUCCUCAGGCAGUGCGAAGACGUUGGAAAAAUGAUGCCGCUCGACAAUGUGUUAGGCUUAGCAAAACCGACCACAGUUGGAGCAGAAGCCAGAAUCUUAAGGAAGCUGUUCCUAAACUAUGCUGUGAAAUAAUCACUGUAGAAACGGUUACCGAUGCUGAUUGUGGAAACAUUACUUAAAUAGAACCCGGCGAGCUGUUAAUCAGGGAAUUUUUUAUUGCUAGUCAUUUAAUAUUGCGCACACAGUAAUAAUGAGUCUGAUGCAAUUGCCACAAAUUAUUUAAGGCUUCCAGAUGGUUUUGAGCGUCAUUAGGAAUUCUGAAUAAAAGA